This is a messenger RNA of Neopelma chrysocephalum (saffron-crested tyrant-manakin), 1387 nucleotides long. Its product is annotated as rho guanine nucleotide exchange factor 11-like. Gene Ontology annotation, molecular function: G protein-coupled receptor binding; guanyl-nucleotide exchange factor activity. The coding region runs from base 91 to 1374 and encodes 427 amino acids. NCBI's taxonomy places the organism in Eukaryota, Metazoa, Chordata, Aves, Passeriformes, Pipridae. The record is from RefSeq and is a predicted model, not a curated record. Gene Ontology annotation, biological process: G protein-coupled receptor signaling pathway. Gene Ontology annotation, cellular component: cytoplasm. The transcript is spliced from 15 exons.
CCAUGGAAUGUGUCAGGAGGAUCUGGGAGCACCAGGAGCCACCCCUUUGGGUCCAUCCUGACUCCUCCCCGUGUCCCAGGUGGGGCUGCCAUGAGAGCCGGCGUGCAGGAGGGCGACCGGAUUGUCAAGGUGAAUGGGACGAUGGUGACCAACAGCUCCCACCUGGAAGUGGUGAAGUUGAUCAAGUCCGGUGCCUACGUCGCUCUGACCCUCCUGGGAUCCCCCCCUCCCUCCGUGGGGGUGCCCAGCUCCCAGCAGGAUGCGGGAACAGCGGGAUCCCCCCACAUCCCCCCCGCCUGUCCCCCCCCGCCGCCGCCGCUGCCGCAGCGAAUCACCGACCCCAGACCCCUCCAGGACCCAGAGGUGCAGAAACACGCCACGCAGAUCCUGCGGAAUAUGCUGCGGCAGGAGGAGGCGGAGCUGCAGCGCUUCCAGGAGCUGUACAGCCGGAAUCCCGGAGCGGCCGUGGAGGAGCAGAUGGAGGGCGCACGCCGGAGGGUCAGCCAGCUCCAGCUCAAAAUCCUCCAGGAGACCGGCAAUUCCCUGGAUUCCAGGCUGAGCAGUGACUCCAGUGUGGCCGGGUUCAGGUCGGUGGAAGGACGCCUCUCCCUGGACUCCCAGGAUGGAGACAGCGGCUUGGAAUCCGGGACGGAGCGAUUCCCCUCUGUGAGUGAGGUCUCCCUGAACCGGAAUUCCACCCUCUCCGACCACGGCCUGGAAAGCCCCCGGACCUCCCCCAUCAUCUCCUCCCGGCUUUUCCAACACCAUCGGUGCCAGGGCUCCGACAGCCCCUUCCCACCCUCGGCAGAGCAGGAGCGGCCGGGAAGGCCCCUGAUCAUCGGCCCGGAGGAGGAUUGUGAUCCAGGGUAUUUCAACAACGAGUGCGACUCCCUCUUCCAGGACCUGGGAAAGCUGAAAUCCCGGCCGGCACACCUGGGGGUCUUCCUGCGCUACAUCUUCUCCCAGGCUGAUCCCAGCCCCCUGCUCUUCUACCUGUGCACGGAGGUUUUCCAGCAGAGCACAGCCAAGGAUUCCCGGGCCUUGGGGAAGGAGAUCUGGAAUAUCUUCCUGGACAGGAGCGCGCCUCUCCGGGUGAAGGUGUCGGAGCAGCUCCUGGCGGAGAUCGAGAGUCGCCUGCGCAAUGGGGACGAUGCCCGGGCCGCCCUGUUCGAGGCCCAGGAGAUGGUGAUGCCCGAGAUCCAGGAGCAGAUCCAGGAUUACAGGACGAAGCGGACGAUGGGCCUGGGGAGCCUCUAUGGGGAGAACGACCUCCUGGAGCUGGAUGGGGACCCCCAGAAGGAGCGGCAGGUGGCCGAGAAGCAGCUGGCCCAGCUCGGGGAUAUCCUGUCAAAGUAUGAAGAGGACAGGAGGUGAGUGAUCCCAGGGC